Messenger RNA from Centropristis striata (black sea bass), 1674 nucleotides. RefSeq lists its product as uncharacterized. The transcript has 6 exons. The coding region runs from base 1 to 1674 and encodes 557 amino acids. NCBI's taxonomy places the organism in Eukaryota, Metazoa, Chordata, Actinopteri, Perciformes, Serranidae. The record is from RefSeq and is a predicted model, not a curated record.
AUGGCAAAGGGCAUUCAAACCGUACAUCCCCUUUGCAGUUUAGCCUUUAAAAGACACAGGGUGAAAUCCAUUGGCUCCAGUAGAAGUGGUCCAGUCUUUGUUUGUUCGGGCUGCUGCGUUUUUGAUGACUGCCCAGUAGAGGUAGACAUAGUAGUCCCAGAGGAGUCAUCAUUGAAAGCCCUGGUCACGUUCAGGGGCAGUUUUGUUUGCCACCGAUGGGAUCAGGUGAAAAGACGGCCGGUGCGAGGCAAUGAGAGAGAUGCCCUGUCCCAGAUCCUUGCCACCAAAAUGCCCAGGAGUGUCUUCCUUGACAGUAUUGAAAAGGUAGAUGACAUUGUAAUGUCAUCAGGGUGCAGGGACCAGGUCCCUGCAACUGGUGUCAUGAAAACAUUGUCAUGGAGUGAGAAAAAGAAAAGGAGAAGACAUAAAAAUGAAUUCCUCAGCCUACUUAGGAUGCUCAAAGAAGAGGAGGAUGACCCUGAAAAUAGAGUGCUACAGAAAAUCAGCCUACAUCCAAAAGGUGUAAUGCUCUUUUCUUCCAAAACACUCAAUGUCGUCUUUGAAAGACGCAAAGAGGACAUUGUUUAUAUUGACGCAACGGGCAGCAUUGUGGUUAAGGGCAAAGGCCAGACAGCACCCUUUUAUGUAUAUGAGGUGGUUGUUCGCCACCCAUCAAAGGGAUCUUCCCCUCUCCCUGUAGCCACAUUUGUGACAAGUGACCACACCACAACUUCUAUAUCAUAUUUCUUAGGGUCAGUGGUCACUGGACUAAUGAAACAGCAUGGCCCAAAAGCCAAAACCAGACCGGUCAUGUUCAUCUGUGAUGGUUCAGUGGUCCUUCUACAAUCACUCACAAUCAAUUUCUGUGGAGUAAGUCUGCAGGAACUCCUCACCAGAUACUACAUGAUUGUGAGUGGUCAGGCAAAAGAGGAUGCCAUCAGCCUUCCAAUCAUCCAUAGAUGCCUAAGUCAUGUCAUGAAAAAUGCCAAAGAACUUUGCAAAAAACAUGCCACCAAACAUUACAAGUUGGCUAUGCAUGUUUUUGGAUGUAUGACCCAAGCAUCAACCCUGAGGGAACUGGAUGAACUUGUCCUCAGUACCAAUGUGGUAUUCUCCAGUUCCCACAGUGGAGACAAUGUCAGCAAGCAUUUUGAAAACAUCCAAAUGCUGCUCACAAAGAAUAGACCAUGUCCUGAGGACUCUUCACUUACAAGCCAGGGCUAUGAGAACGACGUGGGGCCAACACCCUUUCAACAACACUUCGAGGAAGUGAUUGGGAGGGAAAAUCUGGACCAAGAGGGUGAUGAAAACACGUACUUCAGUCCAACGUUCAUCCCUACCUUGAUGCGAUACUUUCUUCCUCAGGCUGCCCUGUGGUGUGGAUUACUCCUAGGGGAUUUGGGUCGUCAUGGAACAGGCCCAGUUUACGACAGCCUGAGCAAAAAGUAUAGGAAAGCUGCCAGUAAAUCGACACAGAAUUACACCCAGGAUAACAAUACCCAAGGUAUUAUGGAAAAGAGCCAAUGGGAUCUCAAACAAAUCCGGUUCCAGAGGAAGAAAAUGGCAAGGCUUGAUGACUUUGUAGACGCAUUCAAAGUCACUCUCAAGGCCCUCUUGAGGGAGUAUGCCGACUCCAAAAGGAGAAAGAAGAAGGUUGUCACACUCUGGCUCUGA